AUGAAGAUUCGCAGCUUCACAAUCAUUUUUCUCCUUCCUUGCUUUCUUUUCAUUGUAGCAUGCUCUUUUUCUCUUGAUGCUCAGGCUUGCAAGCCUAGUGGCAAGAUUAGAGGAAAAAAGCCUCCACCAAAACAGUGUAACAGGGAAAAUGACUCCGACUGCUGCAUCAAAGGCAAGUGGUACACAACUUACAAAUGCUCCCCGCCGGUUUCAUGGCGUACAAAGGCAACCUUAACUCUCAAUAGCUUUAGGAAGGGUGGGGAUGGUGGUGGUGCAUCAGAAUGUGACAAUAAGUUCCACUCAGAUGAUAUACUUGUGGUAGCUCUAUCAACUGGAUGGUUCAAUAAUAAAGGGAGAUGCUUGAAACACAUUUACAUAUAUGGUAAUGGCAGAAGGGUUAAGGCACUAGUGGUUGAUGAAUGUGACUCGACUAUGGGAUGUGAUCGAGACCAUGAUUACCAACCUCCAUGUCCUAACAAUAUUGUUGAUGCUUCCAGGGCAGUUUGGAAGGCAUUGGGAGUGCCUGAGAAACAUUGGGGUCAACUUGUAAUACAUUGGUCAGAUGCUUGA
Molecule: messenger RNA, 570 nt
Organism: Tripterygium wilfordii
Lineage: Eukaryota; Viridiplantae; Streptophyta; Magnoliopsida; Celastrales; Celastraceae
Product: kiwellin-1-like
Exons: 1
Coding region: 1-570 (189 amino acids)
Source: RefSeq, a predicted model, not a curated record